Molecule: messenger RNA, 3564 nt
Organism: Sardina pilchardus (European sardine)
Lineage: Eukaryota; Metazoa; Chordata; Actinopteri; Clupeiformes; Clupeidae
Gene: cngb1a
Product: cyclic nucleotide gated channel subunit beta 1a
Exons: 32
Coding region: 1-3564 (1187 amino acids)
Biological process (GO): retina homeostasis; monoatomic cation transmembrane transport
Cellular component (GO): photoreceptor outer segment; plasma membrane; intracellular cyclic nucleotide activated cation channel complex
Molecular function (GO): protein-containing complex binding; intracellularly cGMP-activated cation channel activity; intracellularly cAMP-activated cation channel activity
Source: RefSeq, a predicted model, not a curated record
AUGCUGCCCAGCAACUACUGCUGUGGCUCGGACGGCAACAUGCAGAGAUAUAAAGCCAACAGAGCUCCUAAACCAGUCAAGGCCAAAGAGGAAGAAGUAUCAGAGGAGACUAGCACUCAGAGUGGAGUGUUGACCUGGCUCUCUCAUGGCUUCUCCAGCGCACUGCCCCAGCCGGCAGGCAGCCCGCGGCUGGCCAGGGCAAACUCGGAGGUCAAGGUGCAUGAAAUGAAAGAUGUCCCUGAUGCUGAGCCUCUCCCCCACAUCCCUGUGGUGGAGCUUGUGUCAGAAGACGAAGGAGGUGAGGACGAAAGCAAAGUCGGCCCUCCACGUGUCAUUGAGUGGCUGAAGCAUGGCUUCGAGAAGGUGGUGCCACAGCCAGUCGAUACCCACUCCGAGGUCUCUGUGAAGAAGCCAACAGAACUUUCUGAGGUCUCCAAGACUGAAGAGGAGUCUGUGAGCUCACAUGUGGUCGGCUGGUUCGUGUCAGGUUUUGGCCGCAUGAUACCUCAGCCUGUGCUGAAAGCUUCAGAGAACGGUGAUGCAGUGCAACAUGUGUGUCUGCUGGAGGACAUGGUCCUGGAGGAGGUGGAGGAGGACUGGGACGGCGACCAGAAGGAGCACGCCGCUGCCCCCUGCUGCUCGGCGAUGGACGGAGACGAGCCGCAGGCGAGCCAGGGCGUGUCCCUGCUGCAGGCCCUGCCCCAGCUGUUACCGCAGGUGAUGGCCAUGCAGGAGCAGGAGGACGCCGAGGCCCAGGCCAAGGAGGCCGAGCGGAAGGCAAUGGAGGAGGAGAGCAGGCUGCAGCAGGAGAGGCUGGAGGCGGCCCGCGCUGAGGAGGAGUUAGCCCGGCAGGCGGCAGAGAUGGCCGUCCGGCAGCUGGAGGAGGACACGGGCACCCCCAUAGCCCAGCUGGCCGAGCCCGACGACGGAGAGCAACUGCCCGAUAUCCAGGAGGAAGAGAAUGAGGAAGACCCAGAGCUGCAGGGGCUGCGUGAGGACAGUGAGGAGGAGACUAAGACUGACAGCAUAGUUGCAGCUGAAGAACAGCAGCCUGAGCCUGAGGCGGAGGCCGAGCCCGAGCCUGAGCCAGUGCCUGAGAGAGUUCCGUCCCCUGAGCCUGUCAUUGAGGAGUCUCCAGUGACCACACAGCCUACGCCGGCCAGCAAAGAGCCCACCCCACCCGCUAAUGAACAGGAGGAAACAGCAGAGGGCGGAUGUGGAGAGGUCAUCCAUGAUAAGCCAAUGGUGAUUGUGGAGCUUGUGGAGGAAGCGGACGUAACAGCUCCAUCGAACAUUCCACAGAUAAUCGUCGCUGAUGACCCUGAGGCCAUGGGCAUCACUAUGCCAGGAAAAGAGGGCCAAGAGGAGGAUAAAGAGGGCCUUCUGAAGCUGGAUGAAGAAACCAAGCUGCGGUCGCACUCCUCCGCAAGCCAGUCCGGCAUGGCGGUGAGCGACCGGCUGCAGGAGCUGGUCCAGCUGUUCAAGCAGCGCACAGAGCGGGUCCGAGACAGACUCAUUGACCCCGACGAGUCCGAGGAGGAGAGUCCGUCCGCCUCUCCUGCAAAGAAGCCUGCACCAGGGCCACCUCCUCCCCCGCCCCCCGAGGAGACCAAAGAAGCCCCUGCUGAUGAAGCACCGGAGGAGGAGGAGGAAGAGAAAGUCUUUGAAUUCAUGGGCCAUCAAAUCAAAAUACCAAAGCUCAAACUUCCCCCACUUCCUGGUUGGCUUAGAACCAUCAUUGACUAUCGGUUCCCUUCUAGCAUCGACCCUUUCACCAACAUGAUCUACGUGUUGUGGCUGUUCUUUGUGACAUGCGCCUGGAACUGGAACGUCUGGCUCAUCCCCGUGCGCUGGGCCUUCCCGUAUCAGACCCCGGAGAACAUCCACUGGUGGCUCUUUGCUGAUUACUUCUGCGACCUGAUCUACAUCACCGACAUUCUAAUCUUCCAGCCCAGACUCCAGUUUGUCCGUGCUGGAGACAUUGUGUGUGAGAAAAAGGACAUGAGAGAAAACUACCUAACAACGAACAGGUUCAAGAUGGAUGUGCUUAGUAUGAUCCCUUUGGAUGUGCUGUACUUCAAAACAGGCGUCAUCUCCUUGCUGCGCUUUCCUCGCCUGCUUAAGUACAUGGCGUUCUUUGAGUUUAACGACCGCGUGGAGGCAGUCAUGCGUAAAGCCUACAUCUACAGAGUUAUCAGAACCACUGCCUACCUGUUGUACUCCUUGCACAUCAAUGCGUGUCUGUUUUACUACUUCUGCGACUACCACGGCCUGGGAUCCUCUAAGUGGGUUUAUAAUGGCAAAGGGAACAAGUACAUACGCUGCUACUACUUUGCGGUGAAGACCCUGAUCACCAUUGGUGGUUUGCCAGAUCCCACCACAGUCUAUGAAAUUACAUUUCAAGGGGUCAAUUACUUUGUGGGUGUGUUCGCGUUUUCUAUCAUGAUUGGUCAGAUGAGAGAUGUCAUUGGAGCUGCUACAGCAGGAGAGACAUACUACAGAGCUUGCAUGGACAGCACCAGCAAGUACAUGACAACCUAUCGCAUUCCCAGUGAGGUUCAGAACCGGGUCAAAACCUGGUACGACUACACCUGGAAGUCUCAAGGCAUGCUGGAUGAACUGGAACUGCUCACACAACUGCCACUUAAGAUGCAGCUUGACAUUGCGGUGGAUGUGAACUUCGCUAUUGUCAGCAAAGUGGCCCUCUUUCAGGGUUGUGACAGACAGUUAAUCUUUGACAUGCUUACAAGAUUGAAGUCUGUAGUUUAUCUCCCAGGAGAUUUUGUCUGUAAAAAGGGUGAGAUUGGUCGUGAAAUGUACAUCAUAAAAGCAGGAGAGGUGCAAGUGGUCGGUGGUCCUGAUAACACUAUUGUGUUUGUAACGAUCAGAGGAGGAUCUGUGUUUGGAGAAAUCAGCCUCUUAGCAGGGGGUGGAGGUAACAGACGCACAGCCAAUGUCAAGGCUCAUGGCUUUGCUAACCUCAUGAUCCUGGAUAAGAAGGACCUGGCUGACAUCCUGAAGAACUACCCCGAGUCCCAGAAGCUGCUUCGCAAGAAGGCCAAGAAAAUGCUGACAAAGGAUAAGAAACCUGAAGCUGAAGGUGCAGGCAAAAAAGCUGAGGAGGUCAUCCCUCCACGCCCGGAGACACCCAAGCUCUUCAAGGCCGCCCUGGUUGCGACGGAGAAGGCUGGCAUCGCGGGCACCUUCGCCAAGCUAAAAGAAACGUAUCCUGGUCUGGAGCCACCCACCUCAAGCUCCAUAUCUCCCAUGCCUCCUCCAACGCCCACACGCCGACGCUCUCCUAUCCCAAAGUCAAUGCAGCAGGAGACGGACGACACGGUAGCCGAGACGGCCGACAGCAGCGUGGUCAUACGCAUGACCCCGCGCCAGGGGGGCGAGGAGAUCCUGACCGUGGAGCAGGGGUCAGAAGCAGCAGGGGCAGCGGCAGGGGCAGGGGCAGCGGUAGGGGCAGCAGCAGCAGCGAAAGGGACAGGAAGUAAGGCGAAGGAAGCAAGUAAGGGGAAGGCAGGAAGUAAAGCAAAGGAAGUAAAGAAGAAGAAGUAG